UCCCCGCUUCCCAGAUGAAGCUCUCUACUAUCCAGGCCGCCGUCGGCUCAGCAUUGCUUCUGCUGUCCGCCCAGCCCGCCGAAGCGCACGAUGGUUCUCAUCGCCACCUUCACAAGCUGAAGGAUGGUCUCAGUCCCGACGAACAUGAGUCGCUCGCCGAGAGGACUCUCGUCGAGAGGACCUCCGACGGAAAGGCCAUCUGCAGUCUGCCCAGCGAUGGCGAUCUGGUCAAUGUGCCGGGUGCCUCCAACAAGGGCUUUGCCAUGAGUCCCGACCAGGCCUGUGUUGAGGGAAGCUAUUGCCCCAUUGCCUGUAAACCGGGCAAGGUUAUGGCGCAGUGGGAGCCGGACUCAUCCUACACAUACCCCUCUUCAAUGAACGGCGGCCUCUACUGCGGGUCUGACGGCAAGGCCGUGAAGCCCUUUAAGAACUCGCCAUACUGCGUAGAUGGCGCUGGAACUGUCGAGGUCUACAACAACUGCGGCAAGACUUUGUCUUUCUGCCAGACCGUUCUGCCCGGCAAUGAGGCCAUGCUCAUCCCCAGCGUCAUUGACAAGUCCAUCACCCUAGCUGUUCCCGACCCCAGCUACUGGUGCAGCACGGCUGCUCACUACUACAUUAAUCCGCCAGGUGUCACCGAUGAGGGCUGCAUCUGGGGCGAUUCAUCCAAGCCCGUCGGUAACUGGGCUGCCUAUGUGGCAGGUGCCAACCAGGACACCCAAGGCCGGACUUUCGUCACGCUUGGCUACAACCCCAUUUGGGAGGGUUCGGCGCUCAAGAACACGAAGCCCACCUAUGGUGUCAAGAUCGAAUGCCCCGACGGUGGCUGCAAUGGCACUCCUUGCGCCAUUGACCCUUCCUCGAGCGCAAUUGGAGAUGUGACCAGCAACCUGGCUGGCACUGGUGCAGGCAACUCCAAGUACUGUGUUGUCACUGUCCCCAAGGGAAAGAAGGGUCGCAUCGUCGUCUUCCCUUUGGACGGUUCCGGUAGCAAGGACUCCGAAGAGAAGGAGGAGAAGAAGGAGGAAAAGAAGGAGGACAAGAUUGAAAUCAAGGUGGCCAAGUCUACGCCGUCCCCGACACCGACGCCCACUCCCACACCUACGCCGACGCCGACGCCAACACCAACGCCGACCCCGUCACCGUCCUCUUCUGCUGCGGCGACCUCCAAGAGCCCGAGCCCUAAGCCCUCUAGCUCUGCUUCCUCCACUUCCUCAAAAACGGCGAUUCCCACCGUCAUCCCUGGUAUUUUCCACGAGAACGACAACUCAACCACGUCGUCCACCGAGUCCGAAGCGACAACUUCUGAGCCGAUUGCCCCCACCGAGACGGAAGAAUCCGCCCCCGCGACCACCUCAAAGGAGAACGAAGGCACUAAACAAGGUGGAGGCGCUGUUGCAGGCCUCAUCAUCGCGUUUGUUGCGGCAACCUUUCUGUACUGAUUUUGCCUACACAUCAGUAGCGCCUUUCUUCGCUUCGUCCCAGUCAGCCAGCCAGCCAGCAGCAGCAGCAGCCCGUUCUUCGCUUCCACGUCUAUGCUUGUCAACGACGGCGCAGCGUCGUCCUCGUUUUGCUGCUACCACCCGACCUCGAUGUCUCGGACCCAGCCCGCUCGGUCGGUCGUACUCUUUUCAAACUUCGGGCAAGCACGCUUGUCAAGUACCCUUUUGCGCUGCUGGCACUUCUUCGUUUCAAUCCGCCGCUUCACGACCACAUGCGGCAAAUUUUACACAUACGCCUGUAUCAGAUGGCACAUUCAUCAUUUGCGACCCCUAUCUGGACGUAUAUAUUCGAACCCCCCGCCUCAUCGCGGCAGUCUAGUGUUUAUUGUCUUAGCAAUCUCGUGCUUACAGCACGAGCAGGCAAAGCUUUCUUUCGGGUAUACCAUGCUCGGCUCCUCGAAUGAGGAGCACUUUACACAUUUUCUUCUUAGGAUCGGCUUGUUUCUCAUCUAUACCCAUUUACGCACGCAUUAUUGUUGCUCUCUUUUUUGUUUUUUAUUCGAAGAAUAUGUGGAGGAAGUUCUAUGUGAAAUGGAAACAUUGGUCAUGACACGGAGGGGAUGAGGCACCUCGGACAGGGAAUCUGAUCCUAUGAGGAGGGACUUGUUAUGUAGGAUGGCGGACUUGGUGGACGAGCUUUGACCAACAAGAACAGGUGACGAAAAGGAAGCGACGAGGUUUGUGGAUGGAACAUACGAAUGCAAUGUCUUGUUGACCGUCGACCCUCUUGUCUCUCACCCUCUGCGCCUGGUCUGGAUCACCCGAUGCCGUUCAGGCUUGGUCAGAAUGUGUGUGUGAGAGAGAGAACUGGGUCUACUACUCGCUAGACGGCCCGAGCAAUAAACGAAACAUUAAAUCAACGAUGCUUGCUAUGCAAAAUUCGUAUCUUGCAAUACCUGACUCAAUCCUACGUGACAUCUACUUGUGUUACCGUUGUCGAGCGCCCGUCGCAUCUCCUGCUUGAUAGUGGUGACAUGACAUCUU
Messenger RNA from Colletotrichum destructivum, 2486 nucleotides. Its product is annotated as Putative SUN family protein. The transcript is spliced from 3 exons. The record is from RefSeq and is a predicted model, not a curated record. Lineage: Eukaryota; Fungi; Ascomycota; Sordariomycetes; Glomerellales; Glomerellaceae. Bases 15 to 1442 code for a protein of 475 amino acids.